This is a messenger RNA of Schistocerca piceifrons (Central American locust), 1923 nucleotides long. Its product is annotated as cholinesterase 1-like. The record is from RefSeq and is a predicted model, not a curated record. The transcript has 11 exons. Bases 11 to 1741 code for a protein of 576 amino acids. NCBI's taxonomy places the organism in Eukaryota, Metazoa, Arthropoda, Insecta, Orthoptera, Acrididae.
UUCCAGCAGCAUGGAGUCCGGGCGUCGACGAACCACUCGAACCCUGAUACCGCUGGUGCAACUAUUGUUUGCCGCGGCGCUUACUUUCCUGUUUGUAGAAGACGCCGCCGCCAAGACACAUGUGAGCAGACACCUGGCGGUGCACGUGGAGCAGGGCUGGGUUCGAGGCCGCUACCAGCACACGGUGUACGGCUUCCCCUACGUCAGUUUCAGCGGCAUCCCCUAUGCUGAGCCCCCGGUCGGCUCGCUCAGAUACAAGGCUCCAGUACCAAAAGCCAGUUGGACUGGCGAGCUCGACGCGACCGUUGAAGGAUCUCCUUGCCCCCAGGUCAACGACUCCGGUGCAUACCUUGGCAAGGAAGAUUGCCUUUAUCUCAACGUGUAUGUUCCACACGCGCUGAGGAGAACGUUCGGAAGCAGGAACGACCUGCUCAAGGUGAUGGUGUGGAUCCACGGCGGCGGAUUCGUGCAGGGUGAGGGCGGCCGCACCCAGUUCGGACCAGACUUUCUCAUCGAACGUGGCAUCAUACUGGUCACGUUCAACUACCGGCUCGGUGUUCUCGGGUUCCUGAGCAUGGAGUCUGAGGCGGCGCCGGGCAACUACGGCCUGAAGGACCAGACCCUGGCUCUGCAGUGGGUGCGGCGCAACAUCCGCUCCUUCGGCGGGGACCCUGAUGACGUCACGCUGUUCGGCGAGAGCGCGGGUGCGGCCUCGGUGAACUAUCACCUGCUGUCCAACUCCUCCUGGGGGCUGUUCUCGCGCGCCAUCGCGGCCAGCGCCUCCGCGCUCAGCCCCUGGGCCUUCACCAGGAGUCCCCGGCAGCGCGCCCGCUCGCUGGCCGCCGCCCUGGGACUGCCGACCAACGCCUCGGACCGGCAGGCGCUCCACUUGCUCUCCCGCGUGCCGCCGUGGCUGCUGCUCACACACACCAGAGCCGCGCUCUCCCAAAGGGACAAUGCGAGUCUCUUGACGUUUGUGUUUGUCCCGAGCGUGGAGCCCAUCCACGACGGAGCUUUCCUGACCGAAGAACCCUCCCUUCUGCUGCUCAAAGGCCAAUUCCUGCACGUGCCGUACAUUACGGGAGUCAACUCCAAGGAGGGCAACUUCUUUGUUUCUGCUGCUUCAGGUGGUUCUUUAUCAACAAACGAAAGCUUGGCGAACUUUAACAAGAACUUUGUUAGUAUUAUUGGCCCUGAUAUUCGUGACAACGUGGAAUUCAAUCAAAACACAAUUGCCGAAAUGGCUCGUGGUCUCUACUACGGAAAUAGUCCAAUAACAAGGAAGAAAGAUUUGAAUACUUCAAACCUACUAUCAGACCUGUUUUUUGAAGAAUCAGUGGACACUGUAGUUAGGGUAAUGGCUGCGGUAUCCCAUGAACCUGUUCGAUAUUACCGGUUCUCAUUCAAAGGACCCAACAGCGCAGUGCCAGACGAACCAGGAGUUGCGCAUGGAGAAGACCUGAAAUAUCUUUUCCACACGACCUUAAGCAAACAAAAUUUGGAUCGGGAUUCUGAUGAAGGUAAAACGAGGGAUCGAAUGGUUGGAAUGUGGACAAAUUUUGCUAAAUAUGGAGAUCCAACGCCUAUUACGACAACGCAGCUUACAACGACGUGGAAGCCGUACACGGAGUCAGACCAGUACCACCUGGACAUAGGCACUGAUCUCAAGUUGGACAGCUCACUUGACGAGGAGCGCAUGGAUUUCUGGCACCAAGUGCUUCCACCUCUCCGUCAUAUAUAGUAUUUACAAAUACAGGGAAACUGCAAGGCACAUUUUUGACUAGCAGUAUUUGAAUGUUGAUGCUCAUGUUAAUACGGCAGCAACCACGAAAGAAUUUCAACUAAUAACAAAAUAACACUUUUUGUUUGCAUUGUGUUAUAGCCGUAAUCACGAAUACAUCCUUCCUGUUUUGUACAGAGCAA